AAUCCAUGGACGACAGCUUCAGGCUCCGCGCCGAUAAGAUUUUCGGAUCCCUCUCCGCGUCGCUCUCUUCGUCUCGGCAGCCACCGCAGUCCUCUCCCUGGUCCGUCGCCGGCGCCGAGGUUGAGCGCCGCCAAUGGAGGCGCCCCUCUGACGACGACGCCCCCGACAGAGACGACACUCCUUGUGCUUCGUCGUUUCAAGGCGACUUCGGAAUCGGAUCUUCCAUCGGCAAGGAUCCUACCCUCGAUUUCGAGGAAGAGGAAGAUGAAUAUGACAAGGUGGCUUCAGGUGCCGAAGCUGUUGAUAAUGAUCGGUUGUUUAUGGACAAUGUCACUAACCACGGCUCGUAUUUGAAUUCUUACAAUGUACUAGUUGGUAAGGAUUCGCGUGCCAGUCACCUGGCUGCGAGGCACAGGCUGAGUGAAGAUGAUGCCGAAGCUCAGAACACUAGCUGUGUGCCGGUGGCUUGUGCAAAAUCGCCUGAAGAUGGUGGUGGUGGUCAGCCAAAGCCGAUACUGAAAAGGAAGGACAGCGCAUCGGAUGGCAAGUCUCGCAAACGUGUUAGGUUUGACCCUGCUUUUGUAGAUCAGAGUGAUGGUGAAGAAUCGUCAGGGAGAGUGCAGAGCUUGGUUUCGGAUAACAAGACUGCUUCUCAGGUUCCUGAUUAUUUGGUGAAUCCUUCAAAGUACACUUGUUAUAGUUUUGAUUCAACGAGUGAAGUUGAUGAAGGUGGCAACACCAAGGCUUGUAUGGACUACAUUACUCAGGUUGAGAGCUCAGGGUCAGAGAUGGAGGAUGCUUCACCUCAAGUUCCCAAGUCUGUGACUUUUGUUCCAAAGAAGAAGACUGUGGAUGGUAGCACUAUAAUGAAGGAUGCUGAGGAAGAUGAGAAUAAGCAGUCCUUGAAUAAAAAAGGCAUCAGUGUUGGAAUUGCAGCCAUGGAAGAAGGUGAAAUCAGCGGGGCAGAGGAGGAAGACAUGUUGGAGCAGAAUGGUGAUAGUUUAUCAAAAAGUGGUCGCAAGUUUCGAACCAAGUCAAUGUUAGAUGAUGAGUCUGAUUCUUGAGGUUCUAUUUAGAUUCAACAUAAGCUGUGCUGGCUGCAAUAGUGUUUUGAUUAUGUUUCCUGAAUCAUGAUAAUGUGUAUAUUAACAGUUUAACACUCA
Argentina anserina (silverweed cinquefoil) is the source of this 1163-nucleotide messenger RNA. RefSeq lists its product as uncharacterized. Bases 6 to 1064 code for a protein of 352 amino acids. NCBI's taxonomy places the organism in Eukaryota, Viridiplantae, Streptophyta, Magnoliopsida, Rosales, Rosaceae. The record is from RefSeq and is a predicted model, not a curated record. The transcript has 2 exons.